AUGGAACCCCACUAUCAGGCGGCCUCCAUCCUCGUGAAAGUCAACACCUUACAGGGGAAGAAACUGGUGGAGAGCGGCCUCCAGUCCGGAGACUUCUCCCUGCCCGCCUCGUGGCCUUCCUGCGUGCCGCCUUCGCCAGACCUGGAGAGCCUGCAGCAGAAGGUGGCCGGGGUGCAGCGGGAGCUGGAGGACUUCAGGACGGAGGCGCUGCAGGCGCUCCGCUCCCUGGAAGACGCCUUCUGCGAGAUGAACGCGGGGCUGGUGCAGCUGGAGCAGCAGGCGGCCCGCGUGAAGCAGCGGCUGCGCGAGGAGGAGGACCGCGGCGUGGUGCGCAACAAGGUGCUCACCUUCCUGCUGCCGCGCGAGAAGCAGCUGCGCCAGCUCUGCCAGCGGCUCGAGGCCCGCCUGCUGCGCCAGGGCCGCGACGGGCCGGGGGCCCCCGCGAGGGCGCAGCCCCACGGGCGCCCAUGA
Molecule: messenger RNA, 471 nt
Organism: Echinops telfairi (small Madagascar hedgehog)
Lineage: Eukaryota; Metazoa; Chordata; Mammalia; Afrosoricida; Tenrecidae
Gene: CCDC182
Product: coiled-coil domain containing 182
Exons: 1
Coding region: 1-471 (156 amino acids)
Source: RefSeq, a predicted model, not a curated record